GCGCAAAUCGCGUCUGAUAAGACCUACAUUAGACUGCUUGUUCUAGCAUAUUCAUACAUCAUCUCCUUCUAUACACGAUUCAUACAUACAUACCUUAGGAAGCAAAGACUUCAGCUAUCACCUCAGUAUGUUCGCUCUCCCUCAUAUGCCGAUACAAUCAUCACCGCUGGCUCCACGAGAGCCUCUCCUCCCAUUACAAGGGAAUGUUCCCAGCUUUCCUCUCUUCGCGAUGGAUGGUGCCAACAACAAGAACAACAACCCGCCUUCCAGCCCAGACCACACAGCCCGAACCUUUACCUUCGCAUCUCCAUCUCCCUCUCCGUCUCCGUCUCGCUCCUCCCCAUCCUUCACGUCGUCGCGAAGCAAGUCCUCCCCGUCCUUUGCUCAUCGCUACGCCGAGCAGAUAUCCAACCCGCUCAAUAAUAUAUCCCGUAACACCCGGACGGGAAGACAGUGCGCCUCUUCUUCUUCUUCCUCGUCGGCAUCCCCGUCGGCGCGCGACAAGCGACGCGAGAUAUUCCUCAACCGCGUACGACAGGACCGGACCGCGGACCGCUUCGAGGCGCGCGGCGAGCAGAUCAUGCGCAUGGAGUAUAUGGCUGAGCAGAGACAGUGGGGGGAGUCUAUGCGGCGGUAUGCAGAUCGGUACGGACGAUUACUAGAGGAAGAAGAAGAAGAGGAAGUUACGUCGGAGGAUAUGCAACAAGAUAUGCAAGACGAUAUGCUCCCCAAUCCGGAAGAUAUCUACGAGAUGCAUCCUUCGAAUGAUACGUACGGCGACGAAGAGUAUGAUGGGAUUUUCAUGGAAAUGGUUGACCAGGGACCCUCUAGUCAAGGGAUGGAUAUGUCGGUUGAUUAGGGAUUGUCUUUUAUUUAGAGAUGGUGUUAGAUGGUGUUCAGGGUUCUAUCCGAUGGGUAUAUAUGGG
Molecule: messenger RNA, 926 nt
Organism: Penicilliopsis zonata CBS 506.65
Lineage: Eukaryota; Fungi; Ascomycota; Eurotiomycetes; Eurotiales; Aspergillaceae
Exons: 1
Coding region: 128-859 (243 amino acids)
Source: RefSeq, a predicted model, not a curated record